Chenopodium quinoa (quinoa) is the source of this 1207-nucleotide messenger RNA. RefSeq lists its product as uncharacterized. Gene Ontology annotation, cellular component: RNA polymerase I complex. Lineage: Eukaryota; Viridiplantae; Streptophyta; Magnoliopsida; Caryophyllales; Amaranthaceae. Bases 189 to 848 code for a protein of 219 amino acids. Gene Ontology annotation, biological process: DNA-templated transcription initiation. The record is from RefSeq and is a predicted model, not a curated record. The transcript is spliced from 7 exons.
AACAUUUACACUUCAUCAAAUUCUUGUGUUAAAAUAAAACAAUGGUUUUAAAACCAUUCGUAGGGUUUAAGAACUAGGUUUUCCCCUUUAUUAGUGGUCGAACAAAACAUUCCUUAAUCCUCUUGUUCUUCAAUUUCUUCCCUAUUUUUAUCAAAUUUGAAGUAUUUUUCAUCGAAUUCUGUGUAAUUAUGGAAGCAUUGCAUGUUGCGAAGGCUAAUUUGACUGUUUAUCUUCAUCCUUCUCAAACUAAAGACGUCAAUGAAGCCGUUACUCGCGAGCUUAGCUCUCUUCUAUUCAAGUUCAGCGAAAUUUAUGAUGGUGUAUUGUUGGCACAUGAGAUUGCUGAUGUUCCAAGUAGACAUGGAAAAAUUCUAUCUGGGCUCUUUCCUUAUGUCGGUGUUCGACUGACGGCUAAUCUUCUACUUUUUGCUCCAAAGCCAGAUACAUAUCUAGAAGGUAAAGUUGUGAAGGUUGGGCAGGAGUCCAUACAUGUUGUUGUUCUCGGAUUUUCAGCUGCCAUUAUAACAGUAGAUGACAUUCGUGAUGAAUUUAGAUAUAAGAUUAAAAGUGGGGAAGAAAUGUUCCGAAGCACAUCACACAAGCGGCAUGUAAUUAAAGUUGGAACCAUGAUACGCUUUUUAGUCAAAAGCUUUGAUGAGGAAAUACUGCACAUAUCUGGGUCCUUAAUUCCAUCGAGCACUGGAAACAUUAAGUGGCAAUCAUCCUUAGCUAACAGUUCCCGGAAGCGGAUAGAAGUAUUAAAGGAUUUUAGUACUGGAACAAUUGAUGGAGGUGCUAUAUCUAAUGAUUAUCAUGUCUUGAAGAAAUCAAAGAAACAAAGAGUAUAACAAGGAUCCUAAAGGAUGCGAUAGGAUUAAAGACUCCCAAUGAUUUCAUGAUUGUAAUGAUAUUUUUUGCUUGUUGGCAUUGAUACACAAUCCAGCUCUUGACGAAAGGACCAGAAUUUGGGUGAACAUGCAGAACAAAACUAGGAUAUUAUAGGGCUCUUGUGAUAUAGGAAACUCAAAUCUGCAUGUGCAUGUAAUUUAUCAAUUUUAUAUCCAACGGAUUGUCCUGUAAUAUAUAGUAUGAUGUUUCCUUCCCAACAACGACUUCGGCUGGUCAGCUCUCAACUCUUGUUCUUUGUUAUCUGGGUUAUUUUAACAAUCUUAGUAUAUUCUUAUAAUUUAACUUGCUCGUUACCCCA